GCAGCUCCAUAACGCUUUGCCGAAUUUGAAGCAGUUCAUAAAUGUGAUUGUGAAACAUAGCAAUUACCGUUCGAUUAGACACUAUGGAUCCCAAUCGGAUAAUUCAAGCACUGAAAGGGACGAUAGAUCCCAACCUCCGGAUAGCGGCUGAAAACGAACUCAAUCAGUCGUACAAGAUCAUCAACUUCGCCCCCACUCUGCUCCAGAUCAUUGUGUCCGAACAGGUGGAGUUCCCUGUUCGCCAAGCAGCGGCCAUCUACCUAAAGAACAUGGUGAGCCAGUACUGGCAGGACCGCGAGCCCUCUCUAGGGGAGGUGGUGUUCCCCUUCAACAUCCACGAGAACGACCGCACGCAGAUCAGAGACCACAUCGUGGAGGGCAUUAUCCAGUGUCCCGAGUCCAUCCGGGCCCAGUUGACAGUGUGUUUGCGAACCAUCAUAAAGCACGACUUCCCCGGGCGCUGGACGGCCAUAGUGGAUAAGAUCGGCCUGUAUCUGCAGUCUCAGAACAGUGGCAGCUGGUACGGCAGCCUGCUGGCCCUCUACCAGCUGGUCAAGACCUACGAGUAUAAGAAGGCGGAGGAGAGGGACCCGUUGCUAGCAGCCAUGCAGAUCUUCCUGCCCCGUAUACAGCAGCUCGUCACCCAGCUACUGCCUGACGGCACCAUCUUCUCUGUCCUCAUACAGAAACAGAUCCUCAAGAUCUUCCACGCACUCGUACAGUACUCCCUGCCUCUCCAGCUGAUUAAUAACACAGUCAUUACCCAUUGGAUGGAGAUCCUCAGAGCUGUUAUGGACAGAGAUGUCCCCCCAGAGACGUUGGAGGUGGAUGAGGACGACCGUCCUGACUUGGUGUGGUGGAAGAGUAAGAAGUGGGCCCUACACAUCAUCACCAGACUGUUCGAGAGGUACGGAAGCCCAGGCAACGUGACAAAGGAGUACUUUGAGUUUGCAGACUUUUUCUUGAAGACGUACGCUGUAGGGAUCCAACAGGUCCUGUUGAAGGUGCUGGACCAACACCGACAGAAGCAGUAUGUCACGCCUCACGUCCUCCAGAAGUCUCUUAACUACCUGAACCAGGGCCUGUCUCACUCCCUCACCUGGAAACACAUGAAGCCGCACAUGCAGACCAUCAGCCAGGAGGUGAUCUUCCCUCUAAUGUGUUACAAAGACGAGGAUGAGAAACUGUGGCAGGAGGAUCCAUACGAGUACAUCCGCAUGAAGUUCAAUGUGUAUGAUGACCAUGCCCUCCCUGCCACCGCCGCCCAGAGCCUCCUGUGUAAAGCAGCCCGCAAGAGAAAGGAGGUUCUUCCCCAGAUGAUGGAGUUCUGCCACCAGAUCAUGAUGGAGCCCUCUGCUGACCCCCGCAGGAAGGAUGGGGCGCUGCACGUCAUCGGCUCACUGGCCGAACUCCUACUGAAGAAGAGGAUGUACAGGGAGCAGAUGGAGCUGAUGUUACAGAACUAUGUGUUCCCUCUACUCAACUCCCCUCUGGGAUACCUCCGGGCUAGGUCGUGCUGGGUGUUGCAUUCGUUCAGCCCGCUGCGUUUCCAUAACGAGUUGGUCCUGAGGAAUGCGGUGGAGCUGGUUAAACAGGGCCUCAUAGCAGACAAGGAGAUGCCCGUCAAGGUGGAGGCUGCUAUCGCCUUGCAGACACUGGUCAGCAACCAGGAGCAAGCUAAGGUCUACAUCAGGCCCUACAUCCAACCUGUCAUGCAGGAGCUGCUCCACGUCAUCAAGGAGACGGAGAACGAUGACCUCACUAACGUCAUUCAGAAGAUGAUCUGCGAGUACAACCAGGAAGUGGCUGUCAUUGCCGUCGACAUGACCCAGAACCUGGCUGAGAUCUUCACCAAGGUGCUCCAGAGUGAAGAGUAUGAGGAGAGUGAAGACAAGACGGUGAUGGCUCUGGGGAUCCUCAGCACCAUAGACACCAUACUCACUGUUAUGGAGGACCACAAGGAGAUCACUCAGCAGUUGGAGGGCAUCUGUUUACAGGUGAUAGGCCUGGUGCUGCAGAAGCCCAUCAUAGGUAUGGCAGAGUUCUACGAGGAGAUUCUGUCCCUGGCGUUUGGGCUGACCUGCCAGACUAUCUCCCCUCAGAUGUGGCAGCUACUGGUGGUGCUCUACGGGGUCUUCCAGCACGACUGCUUUGACUACUUCACGGAUAUGAUGCCUCUUUUGCACAACUACGUUACCGUGGAUACAGACACGCUCCUGUCCAACCCCAAAUACUUAGAGGUCAUAUACACCAUGUGCAAAAAGGUGCUGACCAGUGAUGCAGGUGAGGACGCAGAGUGUCACGCUGCUAAGCUGCUGGAGGUCAUCGUCCUCCAGUGUCGGGGGAGGGGCAUCGACCAGUGUAUCCCGUUGUUCGUGGAGGCUGUGUUGGAGCGACUAACCAGAGGUGUGAAGUCCAGUGAGCUGAGGACCAUGUGUUUGCAGGUGGCCAUCGCUGCUCUCUACUACAACCCAGCCCUGCUCAUCCACACGCUGGACAACAUGCACUUCCCCCACACCCCACAGCCCAUCACCGCUCACUUCAUCAACCAGUGGAUGAAUGAUACGGAGUUCUUCCUGGGGCUCCAUGACCGUAAGAUGUGUAUCAUCGGACUGAGUGUUCUGAUGGAGCUACCCUCCAGGCCAGUGGUGGUAGAAGGGGUAGCGGCUCAGAUCGUCCCCAGCGUCCUGCUCCUGUUCCUGGGGCUCAAACACCUCUACUCCUCCCGCCUCCUCAACAAGCCAGACCUACUGGCCUGCACUGGGGUACCUGAGGAGGACCAGAACGAGGAGAUCCCCAGUGAUGAGGAUGAGGUGAAUGCAAACUGUAACGCCAUGAUGCAACAGCAGACCUGCACACGCGUAGGCCACGAGGACGAGGAGGAGGAUGAUGAAGACUACUGGGAUGAAGAAGGGCUGGAGGGGACACCCCUGGAGGAGUACAACACGCCCCUGGACUAUGACAAUGGAGAGGACGAGUACCAGUUCUUCACCGCUGCCCUACUCAGGGUCCAGAACACUGACCAGCCUUGGUACCAGUCUCUAACCACGCCCCUCAGUGAUGACCAGAAGAAACAGCUGCAGGAGAUCUACAGCCUGUCCCAGCAGAGGAGGAGCACCGCCGCCAAGGGCCAAUGAGCUGUAAGGGACAUGGCUGGAGGCCUGGAUGGAAGGAGGAGUAGCAGCAGAGUUCUGGCCUGAUCUGAAGUGGAUUUAAAACACACUGAACUGUUUCAGUCCAGAUCAGACCAGAUUUAACUAGACUUUACUGAUCCCACCAAGACCGGGCCAUCUAGAUCCAUAGCUGAACUGGGUGGAGACCCACCAGAGACCAUAAUACCAGGACUUUACACACUUUACGGUUCACAUCCCAGACCGUAAUUGGACCACACCCACCCCAGAGAGAGAGAGUGUGUGUGUGUGCGUGAGAUUGAUGUCCUACUCUGUAUCACUGACCAGCAAAUUCAUCUUCUAGUACAGUGCAGUCCUUGGGUCUGUGAUUCUGUAACUGAGUGAAUAUAAGUAUUGUACACAAAAUCCCUGUUUCUUUAUAGCCUGGCUUUUGUAUGGUCUCGAGAGGACUGGCCAGAUGUCCUUGGUUGCCAUGGCAUCAAUCAGAACCAUGUGUCAGUUAGUCUGAGGUGCUUAUUGACGGACAGACAGACGUGUUUGGGGUGAAAGGUUAAGGGUUAGGGGUCAGUGACCUUUGACCCACGGGGGGGUUCCUUUCACACUGAUGAAAUGUAAUAGGGGGCAAGAUGCUGGGAGGAGAGCUUUUGUUUGUCUUUGUUUUGUUUUUAUAACUGUUUUCAUUUAACUUAAGAAAAUCAUAAACAUUCAUGUAACAUCUAGCCCAGUGCUUUUUCCUGUUAUGUUACUAUAGUGAGUGUUUGUAGGUUUGUGCUCCUCUGCCUGCAGGUGUGUGUAGGGGUUAAGAAUUUUAUAUUGAUUUCGCAUGGAGAACAUGUGGAUAUUGCAGUAGCUGAAACUUUGCGUCUUUGAACAUCUCUUCCUGCUCUGUUGAAUCAAUACUAGGUCAGAGUUCACUGCUGCGAUCAAUCCUCAUUUAUAAAACAUCCAGCUCAAUAACACACAGUUGGAUUGAACAACUACUGUAACAUCAUGCAGGUUAACAGUAUCAGCAGGAGUAAAUAUGUUUUCAUUUACAGGCUUCUCUCAGGGCCCUGUUCAGAUGCUUUAAAAGGGAUUCCUCCCUCCAUGGUUCUGACACAAGACAGAGGGAAUAACAUGGUGAAAUCUGGCAUUCACCAGUCCACAAACUAUCUGGACUUGGGUAUCAAAUUCAAAUCACAGCCGGGAAUCUCUCCAUACCAGACAGUUCUUUCUCUCAUGUCCCCAGCUGUCCAGAAAAAUGAGCCAACUCUGAAAGGAGUUUCCUCUGGAAUGUUAGAGAUGUCCAAAUACCACAGGGCUUCUUUCUGCAUUUUAUAGUCAGUAUUUGAUUCUCUAGUGGAGUCGGAGUGCUCUGCUUGCAGGGUUGGGAGUCAGAUCCUGAUGUUUCAGAUGGGACGCUUGGAUGGGUUUUGGUGCGGCAACAGUGCUCUCCCUCUCUCUCUCCCUGUGUUAGUAUUCUGUGUGUGUUCGGCUGCAGUUUGUAUGUUCUAGCCCACUGCAGUUUCUACUGAAGACUGUGUGUGUGCAGGACAGUAAGGAGCAACCAAGCGUUGAAGAGAUGUCGAACUCUGUGGGCGGUGAAACCAACAUAGGGUGUGUGUUUAUUUGUUGUUGACUAGUGUCCUGGAGUUGUUUCUCUCCAGAAAAUGUUCUGUUGCAGUCUGCCUCUGCAAUUAAGCACGGCAGUGAAUUAUGUUCUCCAACAAACACCCUCCCCCUCUCUCUCUUCAUUUCUAUUGGUCUGUAUGACUGAGUGACAGAUUUCUGUAGGUGACGUUGCGUAUACCUGACAGUUCCAGGUCAUGCUAGGAUGCUGUUGCAUUAAUCUUCAGUCUCACACCAGUAGAGGAGAGAGAGAGAGAGAGAGGUAUAGAGAGACCCGGUAUAGAAAGAGUGAUGCUGAUCCCUGCGGGGGAUUGUGUCAAAUGUGGCCAAUUAUCCAUGCCAAUCUGCACUCCCUUCAGUUAACUCUAGUCUACUGCCCUGGUAAUAAUCGAGGGGAUUCUCUGGCCACUGUGUCCCAGUGAGGGUGUCUCUCCUCCAGCCUGCCUGGUGGCCUCUUCCCCCUGGGGAGCAGAGUGGAGGUAAUGAUGAUGGCCAUAGGUCGUGGUGUGCUGGGCAAAGCUAAUCAGAUCUGAGUAUGAGAAGGGAAAACAAGGGCAGAGUCAGAGAGAGAGACCUCACUGCAGUUCAGCAACCAAAUAACCAAUUUCCACAGACAGUUUAAAACGUGAGCUGAAGUCCCCAGCUAACUAUUGAGUGAAGUACUGUGAUGUAUGUUUGUUCUCUGGGGCAGCUAACUGCCUGUGGUCUCUGCAGUGUGUGCCUCUGUCAGAAUCACUUACCUGGAUGGAUGGGGGUAGGCAAAGUUCAGGUGAAGUGCAUUUUGUGUCACGUGGUAGUUCCCUGCCCUUUUAUAGCCACCCAAAACACACACACACACACACACACACACACACACACACACACACAGAGACAGAGAACUCUCUCCUGCCGUUGUCUGUGUGUGUCCAGGGCACACAGGGACUGUCUCCACACGCCAGUGAAGCUGAGAGAUACAGACUGACAGCGCUGGCUGUGGCUCUAUCUCCCUGGUGUGAGUCAGCGGUCCCCAGACUCCACCACAGGUGGUGAGGAGUGGGAAUAAAUAAAGUUCUCAAGUUUCCCAGGCACUGGAGUCAACUUUAGGGAGCAUCCACAAACAGUGUGGCCUCCCUAUGAAACUGGCUUCUGCUAAGAGGAGUGGACUUCCAUGGCACAGGCGAAAGUGUGCUGCCUCGCACUAUAACAAUACAGGGUCACUGGUUCAAGCCUCAUUCCUGACUACUCCCCCUCCACCGCUGCAUUAGUAAUGGGAUAUUUGAUUCCUAAUGGAGGUCUUGGCUACUUUGCAACUUCUGCUCACACACCAGUUAAUUGCAUUUGCUUUGGUAAUGAGGGAGGCUGAUUGCAUAUCAUGAAUCAUGUGCCACUCUCCUGCCCUUCUUUAACCCCGGAGGGGUUUUGAAAGAGAGCGGUUCUCCAGUUGGGCUGGUCUGUGAUUCACUGUCACCUUUCCCUGGUCAGAGGAAUAAGGCAACCUCAGAGAGAGGUUUUCCAGAGGACAUAUGAGAUGGUUCUGUACAGAGGAGAGAUGUGAAUGAAUAAACAGCAUGAGACUGAAUCAGUAAUAGCACAAGAGCAAUAGUGGACUGUAUAAGGAGAUAGUGACACCCGCAAAGGACUGUAUAAUAGCAUCAACUACUAUUAACAACUAGCAAUAGUAACAACCAACAGUAAAUGCACACGUUUCAAUAACAACGAGAGAGACUGAGGAGGCUCUGACCUGGGCAAGCAGGACUGUCUGGUAUCCUGUCCCCUAGCAACCUAUUGGUGGCCUGAUAGCAGAGGUCACUGGAAGUCUGGGUAGACAGUUUAUGAUCCCCUAGUCUCUGGCACCAUCAGGUGAUGGGUGGAGUGAGCUGCAUGAAAUUAGAUACCUCACGGGCAGGAAAAGUCAUAACAGGUUUAGUCUGGCGACUCCAUACCAAAGCUCUUCAUACCUGAGUAGUAGUAUUAUAAUCACCUCUCCUCCUAAUGAGCUAUUCAUCCUCAAGUACACCCUUGAGAUUUAAUAUCACCUCGUGCUGCGAUGGGCCUGGCGGUGGCAUAACUGCCAGGCAGGCUCGUUUAGUGGCAGUCAGCCACCGAGCUAUAAGCCUAAAGUAAUGAAAUCAAACGCUAUUGUAGAAAGAGAGGGGCCGCACUCGCCUCGAACAUGUAACCGUAUCAUUACCGAUGGAUAACAGCUAUUGUGGUCCACACGCUCCGUCGCCCACAGGAAUGUAGGCCUGCCUAGCCCUUCUGAACCGUGCGGCGGUUGGUGAGUGCGCCAUGCAUUCUGAAGGCAAUUAACGCACAGAACGGCACCUUGAACACUCGCAAAUGCAUCAUUCCAAUGAAAAAAAAAAACUAAUAAGCAAAUGAACGAGGCAAAACCAUUUCAUUAUUUUUAGUCGGAGAGGCCAGAUGUUUUCUCCUGGUCCCAUAAUUGUGAGGUGAAUAUAUAUAUAGAUAUAUAGAUAUAUCAAUAUAUAUAUGGAUAUAUAUAUGGUGUGUAGCAAUGCUCCCUCAAAUGUUUUCCGGCACUAAGCAAAUUUCAGGUCUGCUGAGUGCAAACUUCAACAUUGUGAAAAUUCUGUGCGACUUCCAGUGCGUGUUUCAGUCUACAGUAGCAGCCAAUGUGCGGUGUUCAAUGUCGCCUACAUUCCAUGAGACUUUUAAAAAAAACAUGCAGAGC
This is a messenger RNA of Salvelinus namaycush (lake trout), 7413 nucleotides long. Its product is annotated as importin-8-like. Gene Ontology annotation, molecular function: small GTPase binding. NCBI's taxonomy places the organism in Eukaryota, Metazoa, Chordata, Actinopteri, Salmoniformes, Salmonidae. The coding region runs from base 84 to 3137 and encodes 1017 amino acids. Gene Ontology annotation, cellular component: cytosol; nuclear envelope. The record is from RefSeq and is a predicted model, not a curated record. Gene Ontology annotation, biological process: protein import into nucleus. The transcript is spliced from 25 exons.